GAUGGGAUUUCCAGCAGUUUCACCACUUCCAUCCCACUCCAAGAUGGGAUUUCCAGCACUUCCACGCUCCCAGAUCCCCGAUUGCACAUCCCAGAGCUGCGGGAAGCUCCGUGACGUCGCUGCGCUGCGGGACCCUCCUGGAGGUGCUUUAGUCGGGUGCCAAGCCGAGAUUUUUCCUUCCCCACCCUCCAGACCGAGCCCCCAGCCCCGUGGGGAGGGAAACAGCAGAAUUCCAAGGUGGAAAACAGCUGUGCUGAGGCUCGGGAGGGCUCCACAUCCCCACGUGGCACCGCAGGAUGGGCUGGGGGGCACAUGGGGAGGGGAAGGGGCUGGAUCUGCCUGCCCUCCUCGUGUCUUGUGCUUGUCCUGGCAGCAUCCUGUGCCUUUCCUUUGGGCACACAUGGAUGGGAUUAUCCAGGCUGGGCCUCCUGUGCCGCUGGUUUUCUUGGAGUUCUCUCCAUGGGGUGGGGUCUGGCGCGGGGUGGGAUCCGUUUCUUCGGGGGUUGUCGUGUUUGCAGCAGCCCCUGCGUGACAAGUGCUGCUCCCAGCUUUUUUCCAGAGUUCCUUUUGGGAACAGGAGCCUUUGGGACAUCUCUGGCAACUCGUUUUCAGCCUGGAUUAAUUAAUUUAAGCCAUGCUCAGGAGGAGGGGUGCGGUUUCCAUGUUCAUCCCGCAGCUCCCCACCCCGAGGGGACACAGAGUGGGAAAUCACAUCUCCCAAAGCAGCAACUCCUUCAAAUCCCUGGGGAAUAUCCCAAGGGAUCUAUCCCAGCUCCUCAUCCCUGGAGAAUAUCCCAAGGGAUCUAUCCCAGCUCCUCAUCCCUGGGGAAUAUCCCAAGGGAUUUAUCCCAGCUCCUCAUCCCUGGGGAAUAUCCCAAGGGAUCUAUCCCAGCUCCUCAUCCCUGGAGAAUAUCCCAAGGGAUUUAUCCCAGCUCCUCAUCCCUGGGGAAUAUCCCAAGGGAUCUAGCCCAGCUCCUCAUCCCUGGGGAAUAUCCCAAGGGAUUUAUCCCAGCUCCUCAUCCCUGGAGAAUAUCCCAAGGGAUUUAUCCCAGCUCCUCAUCCCUGGGGAAUAUCCCAAGGGAUCUAGCCCAGCUCCUCAUCCCUGGGGAAUAUCCCAAGGGAUUUAUCCCAGCUCCUCAUCCCUGGGGAAUAUCCCAAGGGAUUUAUCCCAGCUCCUCAUCCCUGGGGAAUAUCCCAAGGGAUUUAUCCCAGCUCCUCAUCCCUGGGGAAUAUCCCAAGGGAUUUAUCCCAGCUCCUCAUCCCUGGGGAAUAUCCCAAGGGAUCUAUCCCAGCUCCUCAUCCUCUCAGGUGGGAGCUGGCUCCAGGAGAGGAGCUGCUGGCUCAUCACCACUUUUGUGUUAUCCCAGUGGCUGAUAAACCUUCCCAGGGAGGUUUCCAGGAUCCUCAGAGCUGGGAGUUCCUCAGCUCAGGCCCCACCUGGCAGCUUUUUCAUCCCAUUUUUCCACCCCAAGUCCUCUUUGUGUGUCAGUGAACAUCAACAUCCUGGCACUGCAUCCCACGAACCCACCCUGUGCCAGAUGUGCCUGUCACACCUUAAAAUCACCCAAAAUCAGGUUGGAUCUGAACCCAAACACAAACUACACUCGGCAGCGAUGAUUUAUGGGCUGUGACAACCCUGUCAUGCCUUAAAAUCACCCAAAAUCAGGUUGGAUCUGGGAGGAGCUGAACCCCAAACACAAACUACGCUCGGCAGUGAUGAUUUAUUGGCAGUGACAACCCUGUCAUGCCUUAAAAUCACCCAAAAUCAGGUUGGAUCUAACCCCAAACACAAACUACACUCGGCAGCGAUGAUUUAUGGGCUGUGACAACCCUGUCACACCUUAAAAUCACCCAAAAUCAGGUUGGAUCUGGGAGGAGCUGAACCCCAAACACAAACUGCACUCGGCAGUGAUGAUUUAUUGGCUGUCACAACGCGGGUCGUGUGUUUUGGGGGGGUUCCCAUAGGCAGGGAGCGACUCUUAUCUCCACCUCAGCAAACUGAACGGAUCCAAAUCCCUCAUUUCACAGCUUUGCCCAUCCUCAGCAGCAUCCCCAGAGGUUCCAGGCGUUUCCAUUCCCUCCCAGGGCGGUGCUGGGGGCGCGGGGAGUUUGGAAGGGCCGAGCAGGGCUCGCCCCCUGGCCGUCGCAGCCGCCUGUGCCGGGGGAUGCCUGGCGUUCCUGCGAGCAUCCCCGGGCUGGAUUGGCUGCGGGGGCCAAACCUUUCCUUUUUAGGCUCUAAAGGAUCCCAGCCCUGCCCGGGGUCCCGCAGCCGCGGAGUCCUGGAGCUGGCAGCGCUUCUGGGCUCAGGGGUGGCUCUGGGGUUUGGGGGUGUCCCCCUGGAUGGGCUGGGCUGGGAUCCUGCCCCUGGCUCCGUGGGAUUCCUGGCACAGCCUCCAUCGAGCCCCUUUUCCCACCCCGCUCUGCUGGCUUUGGGGAAGGAUUUAUCAGAAAGGGAUUUAUGUCAUAUAUGGCAGCCUUUCCCCUCGGUGACCUCAUGUUUGGCAGGGACACGGCCGGGCCGGGCUGGGAGGGGGACACGGAGUGCAGGGCCAGGGGACAAAUCCAGCCCCUGUGAGAUGUUGGACAGGGAAAGGGAACAGCCUGGAAGGGCCACCCUGGGGACACUGGGGGAGUGAACUGGUGGUGUUGGGGACACCCUGUCCCUGUCCUGCCCAGAUGGGACAGAGCCAGCCUGGGGGACACUGGGGGAGUGAACUGGUGGUGCUGGGG
Messenger RNA from Poecile atricapillus (Black-capped chickadee), 2730 nucleotides. RefSeq lists its product as uncharacterized. The record is from RefSeq and is a predicted model, not a curated record. Lineage: Eukaryota; Metazoa; Chordata; Aves; Passeriformes; Paridae. The transcript has 2 exons. Bases 313 to 1374 code for a protein of 353 amino acids.